AUGCCGGAUGAGCCGCGUCGCAUCAUCUUGGAGAAAUCCAAGACCGUUAAACGCCGGUACCAGCGCAGCAACCAACGAUUCCAGUUCACCGCAUCCCAGAUCGCGCGACUAGAUCGCGAGGAGGAGCGAGAAAAUAGAGCGAAAAAGCUACGCGAGAAGGAGAAGAAACGCAUCGCCAACAAGAAACGGAAAGCCGAGCAAGAGGCGCAAGCCCGUGAGGAGCGGAAGCGUCGCGGCAUCCCGGAUCCCCAUGCAGCCCGCGUCCCGUCGAGUCAGCCGCUGCUGUCAAUAUUCCUAGGAGCUGGGAAGCGACAGUCACCCGCUGCACCGGAGCCAGCGCCAACGGUUACAGAGAUCGAAUCACAUGAUAACACUUCGGAGAGCGUGGGUGGAGAUACGGAAGCUGAUUCGGAUGCCUUUGACGACUUGGACGAGGUAUUGAAAAAUGACCUAUCCGACCUUCAAUAUGGAGGCGUCCCGAAAGAGCUUGAAGAACAGGAUAUUGGCACCGCGACCCGGACUGCAUUCAAGGACGAGGAUGAGUUCUCGGACUGCUCCGCGUUCGACGACGAAGAGGUUUUGAAAAAUGCCGAGAUGGCUGCUACCACGCGAGCGACUGACGAAGAAACGAAGAACCCUUCUAUACCCAAGGAAUCAUCCUACCUACGACCUCCCCCGGCUGUGCUCACGCUAGAAUCAUCUUUCGGGGAAUCUUUCCAGUACGACCCCGCCGAUUUCCUUGAAGCCGAAGCGGCUAUUAUCAAACAAACGAGUAGUCAUACAGCGAGAGACGAGUCUCCAUCCAAAGAUAUCUCCCUUUUACAACCUCUUUUAUCUGAUCGACCAUGCAGUAGACCCACAUUGGCGUCUUUGGGAGAUUCCUUUCGCGACGAGACUGCGGAUUGGAUUGAAGAAGCAUUUGCACACGGAAGCGGCGACCCUUUUGACGAACUUAAUAAAAAUCCCUCUUAA
Molecule: messenger RNA, 972 nt
Organism: Penicillium robsamsonii
Lineage: Eukaryota; Fungi; Ascomycota; Eurotiomycetes; Eurotiales; Aspergillaceae
Exons: 1
Coding region: 1-972 (323 amino acids)
Source: RefSeq, a predicted model, not a curated record